CGCCUUACAGGUCGUGUAUUCAUUAAGCAUCAAGUUUACUCCAAAAACUCCAAGUCAUCAUGUCUGGCCGUGGCAAAGGUGGUAAAGCAAAGGGAAAGUCAAAGACUCGUUCCAACCGUGCUGGACUCCAAUUCCCAGUUGGUCGUAUUCAUCGUUUACUCCGUAAAGGUAACUACGCUGAACGUGUUGGUGCUGGUGCACCUGUCUACUUGGCUGCCGUUAUGGAAUAUUUGGCUGCUGAAGUUCUCGAGUUGGCAGGUAAUGCUGCUCGUGACAACAAAAAGACCAGAAUUAUUCCACGUCAUCUUCAAUUGGCCAUCCGUAACGACGAAGAGUUAAACAAACUUCUCUCUGGUGUAACCAUUGCCCAAGGUGGUGUCUUGCCAAACAUCCAAGCUGUUCUUUUACCAAAAAAGACUGAAAAAAGCAGUGCUUAAAUUCAACAAGCCAUCAAUAUCAAACCAAUCGGCCCUUUUCAGGGCCAUCAAUUAAUUCAAAACGAUAUGUUAUAAUCUUUGAAUUUUCGUUCAAUACGAUUCAUAAAUUUUCCUUCUUUUUUUUAAAAAAAAAAACAAAUUCUGGAUUACUCUAGAAAUUUAAAAUAAUUUUUCUGUGGCUUUUAGAACAAUGAAAAAAAUAGAUACUCGUUACCAAAUUUUAAUUAAAAAAAUCAAUACAUUUUUACUCCAUAAAUUUUGGAGUAGUUUAUUUGUUUAUAUUUUCCUGCACACAUGUUUAUUAUUUUGCUCCGAAAUUUUGGAGUAAAAUGCACUCGCAUGCCUAUGUACUUAUAUUGGUCGUCUGCGCAACGCUCAAUUAUUGAUUUUUCUCAAGACUCACACAGCGUUGAACACCUGUCGAUCUCUAUGUGUAUGUGUCCGACAUACCAAUGCCUAGAAUUUAUAGAAAUGGGUUCCUUCAAUAGAUAGUAUUUUUCGACAACAAAUCGGAGUAAACAAAAUUUAUUAUAUAUGUAUAAGAUUUAUUUCAAUCAAAAUAAUUUUGUAUUUAAUUUAUUGUAAAAAAAAUAAUAAAUGUAAAU
Messenger RNA from Aphidius gifuensis, 1042 nucleotides. RefSeq names its product histone H2A. Gene Ontology annotation, cellular component: nucleosome. The transcript has a single exon. The record is from RefSeq and is a predicted model, not a curated record. Gene Ontology annotation, molecular function: protein heterodimerization activity; structural constituent of chromatin; DNA binding. Bases 60 to 437 code for a protein of 125 amino acids. NCBI's taxonomy places the organism in Eukaryota, Metazoa, Arthropoda, Insecta, Hymenoptera, Braconidae.